GUGGCACCAGUGGAGUCUUUGCACUCAUAAGCAGCUGCAUGUCUGCUACAACUUAGUGGAUUUAACUUAUAAAUAUCUUAUUAACUUAUAAAAAAAGGAAUUAUUAGGAAAAUUAAAAAAAGGAGAAAAAAGCACCUAAAAGUCCAACAUGUCCAGCAACUGUACAGGAUUUGGGCUUUCCUCUUCAUAUAACGAUUCCCUGCAAGACGUUUUGUUGUCCAACAUGUCCAGCAACUGUACAGGAUUUGGGCUUUCCUCUCCAAAUAACGAUUCCCUGCAAGAUGUUUUGUUGCUCAACAUUUCAAACAUGGUGGAAGAUUUUGACUACAACUACAUAGAAGGUAUAAUCUCUCCAUGUAACGAUUCCCUGAAAGAUGUAAACAGCAUAGGGAUUGUGAUCGGCUACAUCGUUGUGUUCUUCCUUGGUCUCAUGGGGAACACUAUGGUGAUGUUUGCCGUGUGCACCAUGAACAAGCACAGAACAUCUACAGACGUCUACCUGAUGCACCUGGCCUUUGCUGACCUGCUGUUCGCGCUCACGCUGCCCUUCUGGGCCGUCUACAUCAACAAAUCCAGUUGGGUUUUCGGCACUUUGCUGUGCAAGUUGAUCUCGGGUGUCCAGGAGUUGGCGUUCUACAGCUGCGUCUUCCUGCUGGCAUGCAUUAGCAUCGACCGCUACAUGGCCAUCGUCAAAGCCACUCAGUUUCUCUCAAAGCAGCAACAUGUAGUGAGGUUAGUGUGUCUUGCUGUAUGGCUAGGGGCCACUGUGCUGUCCAUUCCCAUUGUGGUCCAGCGAGAAGCAAUGGAUAUAAAUUACACAACGCUUUGCUACGAGAACAUAACAGCGGAGAAAAUGGACGAUUGGCGUGUAGGACUACGAGUCCUCCGUCACGUCUUUGGCUUUUUCUUUCCUUUUACAGUCAUGCUGGUCUGCUACGGCUGCACGGUUGGAACCCUGUUUCGCUCACGUAACAGCCAAAAAACCAAAGCAAUGAAAGUGAUCUUCUGUGUGGUGCUGGCUUUUAUCAUCUGCUGGCUGCCUAAUAACAUAACUGAAUUUGUGGACACACUGAUGCGAGGUGGGCUGAUCAGCGACUCCUGCGAAAAUAGAGAUCAUCUUUAUGUGGGCAUGUAUUUCACUCAGGCUUUGGCCUUUAUGCACUGUGCCAUCAAUCCCAUCCUCUAUGCCUUUGUGGGCAAGAAGUUCAGGAGCCAUCUGCUCACUUUGCUAUCGAGAAAAGGACUGGUGUCCAGAGAAGUGUUUUUUCGCUACCGAGCUGGCUCAGUCUACAGCACGGCAAGCACCAAACACACUUCUGUCACUCUGUAAAGCUUCUGUUAACAUUUAUACCUGUUUUUUUACUAGAAGCAGCUUAAAACAAUAUGAGCUCACCUCAGUCAGGACCUUCCAGGACCUGCAGAUCACAGACAUCAUAAGUUCAUAUAUGAAAUUAUGGGCAUCAUACGGAAAUAAGAGCAACUAUCUGGCUAUAAAUGGAAAAGUGGACAGGUCUUUGAGUUCAUAAAUAGUUCAAGUUAAGUUGAUAAGUAAGGACAUUAUUGUUAUUCAAUCUCUUGUAUUUUCAAAUAAUUUGUCAGCCAGCUACUUAACUUUAGCUACCUUGAGAGGAAGUGAAAUAAUCUCACUGCUAACACGGCAACUAUAACUAUAACACCUACAGUUAUAUUCAUAAUUUUCUGUAAUCUAUCCUGCUAAUAGUAGUUAGCUUGCUAACAUGAUUUCUGUGGAUUUUUAGGCAUAGAUUUCCCUAAUCUAUACUGCUAAAGGUAUUUAGCUACACUAUAUUGGCACAUGUUUUGGGACACCCCUCCAAAUCAUCGAAUUCAUGGGUUGGGCUCGGCCCCUUAGUUCCAGUGAAAGGAACUCUUAAUGCUUCAGCAUACCAAGACAUUUUGGACAAUUUCAUGCUCCCAAUGUUGUUGGGGAUGACCCCUUCCUGUUCCAACAUGACUGCACACCAGUGCACAAAGCAAGGUCCAUAAAGACCUUGGAUGAGUGAGUUUGGUGUGGAGGAACUUGACUGGACUGCACAGAGUCCUGACCUGAACCCGAUAGAACACCUUUGGGAUGAAUUACAGCAGAAACUGUGAGCCGGACCUUCUCGUCCAGCAUCAGUGCCUGACCUCACAAAUGCACUUCUAGUGGAACGGUCAAAAAUGCCCAUAAACACACUCCUAAACCUUGUGGAAAGCCUUCCCAGAAGAGUUGAAGCUGUUAUAGCUGCAAAGGGUGGGCCAACUCCAUAUUACAUUCAUGUGCAUGUAAGGGCUGGUGUUCCAAAAUGUUUGGCAAUAUAGUGUAUAUUCAUAAUUUGUCCUGAUAAUAGUUAGCUUGCUAACAUGAUCAAACUUGAGAGGAUUUCUAGGAGGAUUUUUUUUUUAGGCAUAGAUUUCCCUAAUCUAUAUUGCUAAUGGUAUUUAGCUUUCUAUCAGGAUCAAACCUGACAAAAAUGCUGACAGGAUUUUUCAGGCAUAAAUGAUCCUAAUCUAUACUGCUAACUGGAUUUAACUAGCUAUCAGGAUCAAAUAGCAUUUUUAAAAAUCAUUUUCAUAAUUGUUCAUAAUCUCUACUGCUAGCUCUAGUUAACUAGUGACAGCAGGUCUGAGAAGAUUUUUUAGUCAUAUUUGUAAAUGUUCCUAACAUAUAUGCUAGUGUAGUUGCUUGAUAUUUUGGAUUUUUUAUGAUAAAUGUUGCUUAUAAUGAUAUACACAGCUAUCAGUAGUUAGCUAGCAAACAUGCUCAAACCUGAUCUGUCACAAAGGAUUUUUAAAGUUAUGUACAUAGAUUUUUCUAAUCUGAAUGAUAACAGUAGUUAGCUAGAUAGCUAAAAUUUGAGACAGGAUUUCUGAAUCUUUUAAUUUACACAGCGAACAGCAGCUAGCUGUGUGCUAAUGUGAUCCUGACAGGAUUUCUGUGAGGAUUUUUCAGUUAUAUUCAUGAAUGUUGCUAAUCUAUACAGCUAAUGCUAGUUAGUUAACCAACAUUCCAGAUUCCAGAAAGAUGUUUUUUAUUCAUAUUAACAAAUAUCCAUAAUCGAUACUGUUAAUAGUAGCUAGCUAGUUACCAUGAACAGACCUGACAGAAUUUCUAAGAGUAUAUUUUAAGUCAUACUGAAAUAUGUUUUUCAUCCAUCUAGCUAACAAUAGCAAGCGAGCUAGCACAAACAAACGAGUAUUUUUAAGUCAUUUUGAAAUAUGUUUUUCCAUCUAUCUAGCUAAAAAUAGCAAGCUAGCUAGCAUGAACAAAACUUACAGGAUUUCUAAGAGUAUUUUUAAGUCAUAUUAAAAUAUUUUUUCCACUUAUCUAGCUAGCUAGGGCAUUAUUGUAGCGAGCUAGCCAGCUACCAUGAACAAGCUGACUGGAUUUCGAGUCUUUUUGAGCCAUGAAAAUAAACUAUUUCCAUCUAUAUCGCAUCUAGCUAGCUAACGUUUUGAGCCAGAUUCAUAAAUGUUCAUAUUUAGAUGUGUUCAGCGCCUUUGCCGAUGACUCAAACCCAUGGGUUAGGGUAAUUAGUUAACUAAGUGAUCUUAUCUCACUGAUUUAAGGAUAAAGACUUCUUCUGAGUUUACUCAGAAAAUAUUUAAAUAUAUAAUUCCAUAUAUGAACUGAAAGACUUGCUGGUCUGCAGACCGAUCUUUCUAGCUCAGCUUGAUUUCUAAACAUAUCUUGAUUUAUUUUUUAAACCCUAUUUGUGACGCCUAACCAAAAGGGUGAUGAUAGUGGAGGUGCGCCAUGUUUUUAGAUUAAUUUUACAAUCCCAGGUACAAUACCUGUCAUCAGAAGGACUCAUGAGGAAGGACUUAUCAGCAUCGCUUGUAUUAAAGAGAUGGAAAAAACGAUUUUACACACCAGUGGUUCAAUUAGAAAGACUGGAGUACUGUGUAUCGUUGAUAAAGAGACAAAAAGAGGAACUGAAAAAAAUUUUUUUGCAAAAAUACCUUUAGGGUGAAAAAAAAAGAAAGAAGCAUUUUAUAUUUUCAAAUGUUUUUUGUCUUUCUUUUUUUCUUCCUUCCUUAUCGACAAAAUAAACAACAUAAAUUGAUUAAAUCUCUCCUUUUCACUUUUUGUUGUUUUCUUUUACUUUACCUACACCCAAGGGACGGUGUGAAAGAUCCAUAAAAAUAAUCUCACUCUGCAGAUGGACGUUCUGUAGUAACACCUGGGAAUGUUUUAAAUAGACCUACUUGAAACAUGAGGUAUGAUUUCUCAACAUUACUGUUAACCUAAGAGUGGCAAUGCCUCAUAUAUUCGAUGCGUUAUAAGAACAAAUAACAUUAAAAUUACACAUAAAAAAUAAACACUUUUCCUCCUCAAGCCGAGAAGUGUUUUCUUUCUUUAUCUGUUUAUACCACAUAAUCCAUAAAUGAGUCAAGCAAGACAGGUGCAGGAGGAACUUUUCAAAACUGAUAACAAUCUGCAGAAUUUGUCAUUUAAGCUUCACUGAUAAGGGAUUUCUUUGCAAAGGUUCUCUUUUGCAGCAUCUUAUCUUAUCUCACUGAUUUAAGAAUAAAGACUUCUUUUGAGUUUUGUAAGUUUACUCAGAAAAUAUUUAAAUAUAUAAUUCCAUAUAUGAACUGAAAGACUUGCUGGUCUGCAGACCGAUCUUUCUAGCUCAGCUUGAGUCCUAAACAUUAUCUUGAUUUAUUUUUUACACCCUAUUUGUGACGCCUAACCAAAAGGGUGAUGAUAGUGGAGGUGCGCCAUGUUUUUAGAUUAAUUUUACAAUCAUCAGAAAGACUUAUGAGGAAGGACUUUGCUUGUAUUAAAGGAGAUGGAGACAAACAUUUUACACACCAACGGUUUCAUGUUUUCUCGUCACGCCAGCAGCAAAUAUAAAAUAUAAUCAGUCUUUAUUUCCUUCUGUGAUUUUUUUUGCUUUUUUCCCCCUGAUAUUAGUGAGACACUGUUGUGUUACAGAGAAACCUCGUUUCCUCCGUCCUUUUCCGUGAUGAAAAAAUAACUGAGAAGCAAAAUGAAAAACAAACCUUACGAGAAAAUAAUAAAAAAAAGAAAAGAAAAGAAAACUCACACAAAUGAUUUCGUGUUUAUGUGGAACAGCUGCCAUACCUGUAUCAGUUGAUUAUAUUAUAGAAAUGAUAAUGUAUUGGAAGUAGUGUGU
Hemibagrus wyckioides is the source of this 5141-nucleotide messenger RNA. It is a transcript of the gene cxcr2, whose product is annotated as chemokine (C-X-C motif) receptor 2. Gene Ontology annotation, molecular function: C-X-C chemokine receptor activity. Gene Ontology annotation, biological process: neutrophil chemotaxis; immune response; G protein-coupled receptor signaling pathway. The record is from RefSeq and is a predicted model, not a curated record. Gene Ontology annotation, cellular component: membrane. The transcript is spliced from 4 exons. Bases 149 to 1330 code for a protein of 393 amino acids. NCBI's taxonomy places the organism in Eukaryota, Metazoa, Chordata, Actinopteri, Siluriformes, Bagridae.